UAAGCUCCAGUUAGUUAUUGUACAAGUACGUUUAAGCAUAGCGGUAUAAUUUUAUUCAUUUAUUUAAGAUGGAGAAGCUUAUAUUCUAUAUUUGCACUUAUGCGGUAAUUUCCUUUACUGUUGACGCAAAAUUGGGAUCCUCCACCGAACAUUACAAUACUUGCUUAACUGAAAAUAAUGUCUCUGAUGAUGACAUGCUUACCGAACAAGAUGUAAUACAUGACCGACACAAAGAAUCCGAAAAUCAAGAGAAAAUAAAAAAGAAUGGUUGCGUCCUACAAUGUAUAUUAGAAAAAUUUGGAAUGAUGGAAGGAUCGGAAUAUGACAUAGAAAAAAUGCGUAGCGAGACAAUAAAAGGAGAUAUUGAUGAAUCAACAAAAUUAAAAUUGCUUGAAGGUCUGAAUAACUGCAUAAAUGAAACAAAGGAUCUUACAGAAAAAUGCGAAAAAAGCUUCGAUCUUGUAGUAUGUGGCCUAAAAUCUAAAAAGAAAGUUUAUGCUUCUCGUUCUGAAAACCAAGAAGAACAUGAACAUAAAUCCGAAAAAUAAUAUCUAAAUGUAAUUAAAACAGUUGAUAUACAAUUCCUUUUCUGAAAAAGAUAUGUAAGAGAUUAGCCCAUAAGACAAAGCCCAUAAGACAAAUUGCACAAACUAAUUGAUAAUCAAUUAUAUUAAGUUGAAUAAUGUGGAUUUUAAGAAAUUUAUCUCUCCUAUAUUACGGUGUUAAUUGCUAUUCUGACGUCCGUUGUUUGCGAAAGAGCCGUUAAUUUCAUUAAUUUCCUUUUCAUUGAAAUUACGAAUAUUGUUUCGUUAUCUUUAAUUAAUGGUGCCAUUGAAAUUAUGGUACAGUUUGCAUUACAGCAUUAGUUUUUUCUUUCCAAUUAGAAGUGUACGCUUGCUUUUGAACUAAUAACUGAAUAGGUCGUUAUCAUAAUUGUAUUUAACUACUGCUUUGUUGUAAUAAAUAAUUUAUCUGAUUA
Messenger RNA from Temnothorax curvispinosus, 979 nucleotides. Its product is annotated as pheromone-binding protein Gp-9-like. Lineage: Eukaryota; Metazoa; Arthropoda; Insecta; Hymenoptera; Formicidae. The record is from RefSeq and is a predicted model, not a curated record. The coding region runs from base 69 to 548 and encodes 159 amino acids. Gene Ontology annotation, molecular function: odorant binding. Gene Ontology annotation, biological process: social behavior. The transcript has 5 exons.